This is a messenger RNA of Phacochoerus africanus (Common warthog), 660 nucleotides long. RefSeq names its product galectin-related inter-fiber protein (gene GRIFIN). NCBI's taxonomy places the organism in Eukaryota, Metazoa, Chordata, Mammalia, Artiodactyla, Suidae. Bases 50 to 484 code for a protein of 144 amino acids. Gene Ontology annotation, molecular function: carbohydrate binding. The record is from RefSeq and is a predicted model, not a curated record. The transcript has 5 exons.
GCCCGCCUAUAUCCCCAGGCUCGCGCUGCGCCCAGCAGAAGCUGGGGAGAUGGCACUGCAGUUUGAAGCCUUCUAUGCAGGGGGCCUGGCCCCCGGCUGGAACCUGCUGGUCCAGGGACACUCUGACUCUGGAGAGGACAAGUUCGAGAUCAACUUCUUGUCGGAGGCGGGGGACAUCGUCCUCCAUAUCAAGCCCCGCUUCUCCAGCGCCAGCAUCGUGGCCAACACCUUCCAGGGCGGUCGCUGGGGCCAGGAGGAGGUGUCCACCGUCUUCCCGCUGGUGCUCGGGGAGCCCUUCGAGAUGGAGGUCAGCUCGGAUGCGGAGCACUUCCACGUCCACGCCCAGGAGCACAAGGUGCUGCAGUUCGCCCACCGCCACAGGCCGCUGGCCGCCAUCACCCGGGUGCAGGUGCUGAGUGACCACCGGCUGGCCCAGGUGGAGCUGGCCAGGAGAGGCCUGAGCUGGGGGGAAGGGGGCUACUGAGCUGUGCCUGAAGUCCCAGGAGCGAGCCGUGGCCAUUGGCCACCCCACGUCCAGUGAAGCCCACCUUGGGGAAGUUGGGGGGAGGGCUCUGUAGUCCUGGGCACCCCCCCGCCCCCCGCCCCCAUUCCAGCUCUACCUUCAAUAAAGUCUAAGCAGGCUGCAGGAUCCUGGCUACU